This is a messenger RNA of Selaginella moellendorffii, 2137 nucleotides long. RefSeq names its product pentatricopeptide repeat-containing protein At3g02330, mitochondrial-like. The record is from RefSeq and is a predicted model, not a curated record. Gene Ontology annotation, cellular component: intracellular membrane-bounded organelle. The transcript has 4 exons. Bases 22 to 2040 code for a protein of 672 amino acids. Gene Ontology annotation, molecular function: protein binding; RNA binding. Gene Ontology annotation, biological process: RNA modification. Lineage: Eukaryota; Viridiplantae; Streptophyta; Lycopodiopsida; Selaginellales; Selaginellaceae.
AUUCUAGGGUUUAUCCAAGAAAUGCUCGAUGCCGGGAGCAAUCUCGAUCGAUUCGAGCAGCGGAGUCUCCAUCUCGGCAACAAAUCGGUGAGCAUCCACGGCAGGAGUGGAAAUGUGGCCGGCGCGCGCGAGGUCUUCGAUCGCAUGCCGUGGCGCAGCGUCGUUUCUUGGAAUUCCUUGAUGCUGAGCUACGCCGAGAAUAUGAGAGGGGAGAUCGCGCUGGAAAUCUUCCACAGGAUGAAGAUCGAGGGCGGCGAGCCGGAUUCUCAUAGCUUUGUGGCCGCGAUCAAGGCGUGUGGCAGUGUGAUUGAUCCGGAAUCGAUGGCGCGAGGGUUGAAUCUCCACAGCGAGGCGAUCGAGAUCGGCUGGGACUCCAACACUUUUGUGGCGACGAGCUUGAUCAACAUGUAUGGGAGAUUGAAGAGGUUGGAUCACGCGAGACGGGUACUCGAGGCCAUGGAUCCAGGGAAAAGAAACGUUGUGGCGUGGAACACACUGAUUCUUCGCUACGCUGAGAAUGGCGAUGGAGAGCUCGCAUUGGAGCUCUUCGAUCGGAUGAGAAACGAAGAAAGCUGCGGUCCAGAUGCUCGAACUUUCGCUGCUGCUGCCAAGGCUUGUGCUGCCAUCGCCACGACAGGAAAAUUCAAUAGCGAGAAGAAGAAGAAGAUUAAUUUCAUCGAUGGAGAGCUCGUGAAGAGGGGCAUGGAGAUCCACGAGCUGGCUUCCAAGCGUGGCUUGGACACCGACACCUACGUUGGAAACUCUCUGGUAAAUAUGAUUUCUCAUCGCAGCGUCGUCUCUUGGAACUCUCUUCUUCUCGGGUAUGCUCAGAGUGCUAGUCACAGCGGCUUGGCCUUGGAUCUCUUGGGAAAAAUGCUAGCACGGGGAACUCGAGGCUGCCAGCCGGAUGGCCGGACUUUCGUUGCUGCGGCUCGAGCAUGCGCUUGUCUUGCCGACAGAGAAGGCCAGACUCGAGUCGGGGACAAGCUGAUGAAGAUCACGUCCUUGGAGCAGGGAAUGUUUUUUCAUUCUCGCGCAGCCACAAGUUUACGUGACGGUGAGGUCGACAUCUUCGUGGCAAGCUCUCUGGUGGACAUGUACAUGAAGUGUGGGAGUCCGCAGGAUGCCAGACACGUCUUUGACAGGAUGCCGCAGCGUAGUGUGGUUUCCUGGACAGUUUUGAUGGCGGGGUACGUCGAGAAUGGGGAAGCCGAGCUGGCUUUGGAGGUUUUUACGCUCAUGCAAGCAGAAGCGGCCGAGGAAGUGGUUCCAGCGGCAUUUGUUCCGGCAGCCAAGGCUUGCACUGUUCUAGCGGCCAGAGAAGUUCCAAAAGAAGUCGAUGGAAGAAGAAGGCCUGUGAAGAUGAAGUCGCUGGAGAUGGGAAUGGCGAUUCAUUCCCGGGCCGGAGAAGCUGAGACCGACGAUUUCCUCGCGAGCGCUCUCAUCGACAUGUACUCCAAGUGCGCGAGCGUGGUGGACGCCUUGAAAGUUUUCGACAAGAUGGUCCACCGCGACGUGGCGUCGUGGAAUGCGUUAAUUCUGGCCUGCGCUGACAACGAGCAAGACGAGCUUGGUUUGGAGCUACUCCGGCUCAUGCAGGAUGGUGGCGACUGCGCACCAAACUCUCGAACCUUCGCUGCUGCGCUCAAGGCCUGUGGUAAUUCUCUCCUGAAGUGCAAGGCUCUAACAGCAGUUCUUGCAGAAACUUUCAGACAUACCAGCAGUGGUCCUGGCCCUGGGAGCGAUUGUUUUCUAGAUGCUGCUCUCGUCGACGCUUGUAGCAAAUGUGGGAGUAUGCUCGGCGCUCAACAGGAUACAGUCGUCAAGGAGAUGCCGCGCGCGUUUUUCGUCUCUUCCAUCAGAUGCAAGACGAAGGCAUACGAGCGGACGAGGCCACCUUUGUGGCUCUCCUCACGGCAUGCAGCCAUGCCGGGCUGGUCGAGCGAAGCAAAAAGUAUUUCGGCGAGAUGCGCACAAGAGCUGAUGAACUGGACGACGCUGUGGCCAUGGCCGAGUCCAUGCCUCGUGAAGGAGGAGUGAGUGCUGUGGCAUGGAUGGGAGUUUUAAGUGCCUGCUCCAAGUCUGGAAACGUUGCUCUGGGAAGGCUGGCAUUCGACGCGUUGUUGAAAAUGGACAA